AUGAGCAACAACAACAAUGAAGAGGAUAAGAUGGAUAUUGAUGGAGAGGAAGUGAUUGAAGAUGAGGUCAACGAGGAUGUUGGUGAGACUGUACCUCAACAGGAAGAUACAACAACUACUACACAAACAACACAAACAACUGAAGGAGGAGAGGAUAGUAGUAUGUUGAAUAUAUUGAAGAGCUUAAAGGUUGGAGCAGACUUGUCAAAGGUCACAAUACCAGGUGGAUACAUUCUGCCAAAGUCCACACUGACAUUCUUUGCCGAGAAUUGCUCGGUACACUUCGACCUACUGUUGGCGUGCAAUGGCAUGAAUGACCCGCUUCAGAGGAUGUUGCAAGUCUAUCGCUACUUCCUGUCCACGAGAUGGGUGCCCAAAGAGAUGCGCAAAAAGCCGCUCAAUCCAGUGUUGGGCGAGACAUACGAGUUGGCCACGCACUUUAAGGAUGAGAAACAUGUUGCCACAUGUUUGUCCGAACAGAUAUCGCAUCAUCCACCAAUCACUUCGUCCAUCGUGUACAACGUCGCACUGGGCAUUCAAGUGUCUUACAACUCGCCAGUCAAGGCCAGCUUCAUGGGCACCUAUCUCAGGAUCUCGCCAGAGGGACACUUUGUCGUCACACUGGACAAGUUCAAAGAAGUCUACUCAAUCACCCUUCCUCCAAUGGCUCUAAGAAUAUUCCGCGGCUUUGCCGAGCUUGCUGGCCAAUCCAUCAUGACCUGCGACAAAUCAGACUACUCAAUCAAGACUAGCUUCUUCCCCAAGCCACUGCUCUUUGGAAACUAUAAUGUGAUCGAGGCGACAAUGUAUAAUGGCAAGGAGAAGAUUAUGAAGUUCAAGGGUCAGUGGGAUGGAGAGGUGCGCUCAUCACCUUACAAGAAGGACAAGUAUGAGACGUUUGUGGAGAGAAGUAAAUUGGUCCCUGGCACAUUCGUACCAUUGCCCGCUGAGAAGGUGUUGCCCACCGACUCCACCAUUGUCUGGCGCGGCGUCAUUGAAGCUGCACAGACUCAGGCUGGUGCCAAAGCCAUCACCAAGGAGAAGACCAAGGUGGAGGAGGAGCAGCGCCGUCUGGCACAAGAGCGACGCGACAAGGCAGUAGACUGGCUACCAGCCCACUUUAUCCAGUCCAAGGAUGGAAAUGGUUGGCAACUCAAACAGUUUAAGUGA
This is a messenger RNA of Acytostelium subglobosum LB1, 1170 nucleotides long. RefSeq lists its product as hypothetical. NCBI's taxonomy places the organism in Eukaryota, Evosea, Eumycetozoa, Acytosteliales, Acytosteliaceae. Gene Ontology annotation, cellular component: cytosol; membrane; intracellular membrane-bounded organelle. The record is from RefSeq and is a predicted model, not a curated record. The transcript is spliced from 2 exons. Gene Ontology annotation, molecular function: sterol binding. Bases 1 to 1170 code for a protein of 389 amino acids.